This is a messenger RNA of Mesorhabditis spiculigera, 1443 nucleotides long. The record is from the annotation of a GenBank genome assembly. NCBI's taxonomy places the organism in Eukaryota, Metazoa, Nematoda, Chromadorea, Rhabditida, Rhabditidae.
AUGGCCGCGACGGAGACGAUGACCGACGAGCAAAAGGCCAAUCUCGAAGCCCUACGGCUGAAAUUGGAGGCCGAACAACGGUCAAGAAGAUCCGUCUACGAAGCCAUCAUUUCGUUGAUGGACACCGUCGAUGAGGCUACCCUACAAAAACAGGCUAAUCUCCUCCACAUAGAAUCGUGGGAUGAGGUGGUCGAAGAGCGCUACCUUUCCAAGGUUUGCGGCUGGCCCACUUGCCCGAAUGAGAUCACGCCAGGCAGGAAGUUCCAGAAAUAUCACAUUGACCGGAAGGCGAAGAAGGUUUAUGAAGUUUGCCCGGAGCGUGCCAAGUACUGCGGCUCGAUUUGCUUCGAUCGUUCGGUGGCGCUGAAGGCACAGUUGCCAGCCGAGUCGCUCUGGCUAACCGGAAGUCGCAAAGAGAUUAUCUUCGACUUGUCGGUCCCGGAGAAGCCGUCGAUGAACAUAAAGCCGCUGCCGGAUUCGGUCGAAUUUGUGGCCGACAAGGUCCUCGCCCAACUCUCCGACCUGAGAAUCGCGGAAAAUGCAGCGGAAACGGAUUCCGACGACGAAGAGGAAACGACAUUUUCCGGGGAACCGAUAGAAAAGUGCAAUAAAGAGGACCUUGACUUCAUAGCGUCGAUCAAGAAUUUCGUCAGCAGCAAAGCGGGCGAUAGCAAGGAGGAGGUGAAGAAAACGCCGGAAAGAAAGAGCCCGGCGAAACAUCCGCUAAACAAGGAAACUGAUGCCGAAAAACUGGCACGACUUCGCGCAAAGCAUGGAACGAAUAAACAACCAAUUAGGAAAAGCAUCCCGUUUAUCGAGCCAACGGCGUUGCCCGUAAUUCACAAGGGAGAAAAGACGAUUUCUGCGGCGGGAAAAGUGGAGAAGCAGGUGAAGAAGGCCAAUAUGAAAGCUGUCUGUGCGUUGAUACGAGAAUGGCUGGGCCAUCGGACACGCGAAUUGGUGAGGGUCGGCGGGGCGCGGCCCUUCAGCGAAGUCGACGCGAUUUUCAAGCGCUUCUACGCCGGGGAUAUGGCUGAUCGCGAGGACUUGUUCGACAGCAUCUACUUGCCGUCCGUUGCCUCGCUCGAUGCGCACCGGAUGAGGUGCGACAUGUUGUUCCCGUUGCUCCGGAAAACAUGGGACCGGAUGGAAGAUCGGAUCGCUUCGCCCCGGAAACACAUUGACGAGCUUGCCGCGCUCGUGCGCUCGAUGAAUCUGACGGCGGAGAAUGUGCUCGGUUUCCGCGCUGAAGACGUGCACGCGAUCGUCAUUGUGCUGUUUAGAGUGGUCUGCUACCUGUGCCCGCCAUCCGAGGAGCAGCACUUCUUCCCCGCCAAUCAACCCCCAACGGCCCCAAUCCAAAAGCACCUCCAGAAAAUUGGCGUGGAUUUUGACGAAUAUUGUGCAUUUUUGAAAGAGCUGGAGGCUGCGUUCAGUUUUGAA